Molecule: messenger RNA, 393 nt
Organism: Stylonychia lemnae
Lineage: Eukaryota; Ciliophora; Spirotrichea; Sporadotrichida; Oxytrichidae
Source: the annotation of a GenBank genome assembly
AUGUGCACUAAGAAAUACCAAUACUAAGGCAAGACAUUAGCCAAGAUUAAGUAACAAGAUUAGUCAAAGUAAAUUAUAAUUGAAGGUGAAUAGAAGGUAUUCGAACCACUCAUUAAUAUAAUGCUAUAGCACAACCCUGCUUUAAGAAUAGAUGCAUUCUAUGUGCUUCUAGAACUUUGCUUACUUAACAACAAACCGGUUAAAAAGCAUUUAUAAAUAGAGGAACAAAAACAAAGUCAUCAUAGUCCUAGUAAUGAUGAAACUAAAAGUGCUUUUGCUUUAACGAUACAAUCAACCAAUGCUAUUGUUAACGAAAUUAUAAAAAAGCUAGGAGACUUUAACUAUGGUGCAAUUGAUAAGGUUCAUCCAAAUCCAAACAGAAUCUUCAUGUGA